AUGAGGAACAAUCAAUUGAUAACGCUGCUGUGCUCCCUGAACAAUAUUCCAGAGGACUUCUUCAAUAAUUGGUGGUGCGGUAUUAUACAUUUUACAAAGGAGUUCAUCAAGAUUACUUUGAUCUUUGAAAGACAACCACCGUCCAUCAUCAAAAAAGGAAAGAAUUUUGGUGCAAAAAUUAGAUGGCUUAUCGGUUCAAAGCUUGAUUGCAAUAUGAUAAGAGGUCUGACAGGAACUGCUACAAUCGUUAAUGAAGCGUGGUUAACAAAUGAAGGUGAGAAUAGAAGUUCGGAAGCAUCAGUAACUUCUAUUUUCAAUGGCGUGGCUAGAUUUGAGUAUCAUCGAAAUUCAGAAGUCUCAGCGACACUCUACAGUUCCAAACUCAUGAGUAUCAGUAGGAAGAUGACGAAAAGACUUGAGAAAAUUACUGAUGAAAAAUAUGCCUUAAAAUUUUCCACAAAAAUCACGUGGAAUAACGAAGAACUCGAUAUUGCGGUCAUUUCGCUUCCAAUCUGUCUAACUACACACCAAGUUCAGGAUGAAUUAUCCACGGGGAAAAUUAUGUGGGACUAUGCUUUUGCUGCAAAGGAUAGGCAAGCUUUCCAGGUGCCUGAUACUGUUCAAUGGUCCCAGUUGGCAGAUGCUCUCAGUGGACUGUGGAACUCCAGGAUUGGAUGUACGUUAACUAAGGAUCACAUCAAGUACCUCUAUGAUCGAGUUUUUGUUGAAGAUCCUAGUUGCACAGAAAUACCAAUGCGACUGAUAUCUUGGAACAAUAUCACAAAGGAUAACAUGCCCGGAAUGAACUUUACGUUCUGGAACUGGUUCUAUAAGGCCAUGAAACUCGUAAAGGAUACAUAUAAGGAAGCCUGGAUGUCCGGUCACAUUCUAGGUUUCAUUCAUCGGGAAAAGGCCAAAGGACUUUUGGAGGGUUCACGUCCUUUCACCUUUCUCUUUCGCUUCUCAGAAUCAAUUGAGGGAAAAUUCAGAAAUCUUCAGGAAGUGGGCUAA
Messenger RNA from Phlebotomus papatasi, 1011 nucleotides. RefSeq names its product signal transducer and transcription activator-like. The transcript is spliced from 5 exons. The record is from RefSeq and is a predicted model, not a curated record. Gene Ontology annotation, biological process: regulation of transcription by RNA polymerase II; cell surface receptor signaling pathway via JAK-STAT; defense response. Bases 1 to 1011 code for a protein of 336 amino acids. NCBI's taxonomy places the organism in Eukaryota, Metazoa, Arthropoda, Insecta, Diptera, Psychodidae. Gene Ontology annotation, molecular function: DNA-binding transcription factor activity, RNA polymerase II-specific; RNA polymerase II cis-regulatory region sequence-specific DNA binding.